GAGAAACGAAAUUAGGGUUACUUGACUUCUUCUGAGCAAAUAGAGAUAGGUGUUUUUCUAAAGAGAGGGAGAGUGAGAAAGAAAGCAGUAGGAAGGAAUUAGCGGUAGAUUGAGUGAUGGAUUUCUCAUCUUCUUCAAGUGGUUCUUCUUCAUCGGGGUCUCAGCCUUCACCUGAGGUUUUCAUGGACCAGCUCAAAUCUCAGCUUGCUCAAGCUUAUGCGGAGGAAUUUCUAGAGACUGUCAGGGGCAAAUGCUUUUCGAAGUGUAUCACUAAGCCUGGAACGAGCCUGAGUGGGGGUGAAAGUAGUUGCGUCUCCAGAUGUGUGGAUCGAUACAUUGAAGCCACUGGUAUUGUUAGUCGUGCUCUGUUUAGCCAAACGCGUUGAAUUGUUUACUGCCGCAGCUGGAUCUUUUAUCCUUGUAACUCAUCACUGGCAUAUUGGAAAGUUGCUAGCGAACAUCUUUGAGAUAUUAUAUCACAAUCUUUUGAUAUCUUGGUCCUUUAAAAACUUGUCUUUUUUUGGUUUUGAGAUAUGUUAGCCGAGAAGCAAUAGUUGUUGGUUCGUAGGACCAAAUGAUGUAAUGGCAAGUGAAAUUAAUUUAUCAAAUACCUUCUCUAUAUAAUAAGCAUACUCAAGGGUUGGGCUAUUUUCUUUAA
Messenger RNA from Papaver somniferum (opium poppy), 658 nucleotides. Its product is annotated as mitochondrial import inner membrane translocase subunit Tim13-like. Bases 117 to 386 code for a protein of 89 amino acids. The record is from RefSeq and is a predicted model, not a curated record. The transcript is spliced from 2 exons. NCBI's taxonomy places the organism in Eukaryota, Viridiplantae, Streptophyta, Magnoliopsida, Ranunculales, Papaveraceae.